This is a messenger RNA of Solea senegalensis (Senegalese sole), 806 nucleotides long. RefSeq names its product unconventional myosin-Ie-like. Gene Ontology annotation, molecular function: ATP binding; microfilament motor activity; actin filament binding. The transcript has 6 exons. NCBI's taxonomy places the organism in Eukaryota, Metazoa, Chordata, Actinopteri, Pleuronectiformes, Soleidae. Gene Ontology annotation, biological process: actin filament organization; vesicle transport along actin filament. The record is from RefSeq and is a predicted model, not a curated record. Gene Ontology annotation, cellular component: plasma membrane; actin cytoskeleton; myosin complex. The coding region runs from base 249 to 791 and encodes 180 amino acids.
CUCCUGCUGCUCCUGCUCCUGCUGCUGCUGAUGUCAGUGUGAGCGCACCAUGGACGGAGGACACCGCUGAGGAGGAACACACUCGUCCAUGACGCCAGCACUUUAGCAGGAAUAUCUUGUGUAAACGUGGAUUGUUUCCCCUGCGCUGGAUUGAGGUUGAAGGUCGAAGUUUGUUUGUGAAACAGUUUGAACUUCAGUGACGUCACUGGAGAGCAGACAGAGAAGACUGUGACUGCUCGACACUCAGGAUGGGGAGCCGGGGCCACUACCGGUACCACUGGCAGAGCCACAAUGUCAAACACAGCGGCGUGGACGAUAUGGUGCUGCUCAGCAAGAUCAACGAGGACGCCAUCGUGGACAACCUCAAGAAGAGAUACAUGGACGACUACAUCUUUACGUACAUCGGUCCCGUGCUCAUCUCUGUCAAUCCCUUCAAGCAGAUGCCGUAUUUUGGAGAAAAAGAAAUCGAGAUGUAUCAAGGAGCUGCUCAGUAUGAGAACCCUCCUCACAUCUACGCUCUGGCUGACAACAUGUACAGAAACAUGAUGAUCGACCGCGAGAACCAGUGCGUCAUCAUCAGUGGCGAGAGCGGAGCAGGGAAGACGGUGGCGGCCAAAUAUAUUAUGGGCUACAUCUCCAGAGUGUCGGGGGGUGGAGCCAGAGUUCAGCACGUCAAAGACAUCAUCCUUCAGUCCAACCCUCUGCUCGAGGCCUUUGGCAACGCUAAGACUGUGAGGAACAACAACUCCAGCAGAUUUGUAAGACUUUACUUUCUGUGUUUUUGUGAAUGACUUUGUCCUGACGCA